Molecule: messenger RNA, 1848 nt
Organism: Spinacia oleracea (spinach)
Lineage: Eukaryota; Viridiplantae; Streptophyta; Magnoliopsida; Caryophyllales; Amaranthaceae
Product: aldehyde dehydrogenase family 7 member B4
Exons: 16
Coding region: 160-1686 (508 amino acids)
Molecular function (GO): aldehyde dehydrogenase (NAD+) activity
Source: RefSeq, a predicted model, not a curated record
GUCAUGUUCAUAUCCUAAACUUUUAAUAUGAUACGGCACUCCCCACUUUAAGCUCCUAUUUAUAACUCCAAUUCUGCCCCAUUUCUAACCAUCUCACUCACUUCACCUUUUCCAGUUCCAUACGAUAAACCAAAAGCGGAAAAAACAAAGAAAAUAAGGAUGAAUUUUGCAAAGAAAGAUUAUGAAUUUUUAAAGGAGAUUGAUAUUAGCCCGCGUAAUCUAGGGUGUUAUGUGAACGGAAAAUGGAAGGCUAAUGGUCCUGUCAUCUCAACUGUUAAUCCUGCUAAUAAUCAGCCAAUUGCUGAGGUCGUGGAAGGUUCUUUGGAAGAUUAUGAGGAAGGCAUGAAAGCUUGUGCAGAAGCUUCAAAGAUGUGGAUGCAGAUGCCUGCACCAAAGAGAGGUGAAAUUGUUAGACAGAUCGGUGAUGCUUUGAGAGAUAAACUCCAGCAGCUCGGACGGUUGGUGUCACUUGAGAUGGGAAAGAUACUGCCUGAAGGUAUAGGAGAAGUUCAGGAGAUUAUUGAUAUGUGUGACUUUGCUGUGGGGUUAAGCCGACAACUAAAUGGCUCAAUUAUUCCUUCAGAGCGUCCAAAUCAUGCAAUGCUGGAGGUCUGGAAUCCUCUUGGGAUAGUGGGUGUAAUCACAGCAUUCAAUUUUCCAAGUGCUGUUCUUGGUUGGAAUGCUUGCAAUGCACUAGUUUGUGGCAAUUGUGUUGUCUGGAAAGGUGCCCCGACAACUCCUUUGGUCACCAUUGCAAUAACCAAGAUUAUAGCUGGUGUGUUCGAAAAGAAUAAUUUGCCAGGAGCAAUUUUCACCUCCCUUUGCGGCGGGGCUGAAAUUGGUGAAGCAAUUUCAAAAGAUACACGCAUUCAGCUUGUUUCAUUUACAGGAAGUUCGAAGGUUGGACUGAUGGUUCAACAAACUGUGAGUCAAAGAUUUGGAAAAUGCUUGCUUGAAUUGAGUGGAAAUAAUGCCAUAAUUGUCAUGGAUGAUGCUGACAUUAAGCUGGCUGUUCGUUCUGUUGUCUUUGCGGCUGUUGGUACAGCUGGUCAGCGCUGCACAACCUGCCGUAGGCUGCUGCUUCAUGAAAGCGUAUAUGAGAAGGUGAUUGAGCAAUUGCUUGAUGUCUACAAACAAGUGAAGAUAGGGGAUCCCCUUGAGAAUGGUACCUUACUUGGACCAUUGCAUACUAAAACUUCAAGAGAUAACUUUGUCAAGGGAAUUGAGGCCAUAAAGUCCCAGGGAGGUAAAAUCCUUACAGGCGGUUCAGCCAUAGAAUCCGAAGGAAACUUUGUUCAACCCACUAUCGUUGAAAUUUCUCCUGAUGCUGAUAUUGUAAAAGAAGAGCUGUUUGCUCCUGUACUCUAUGUUAUGAAGUUCAAGACUUUUGAAGAAGCAAUAGAAAUAAACAACUCUGUUCCUCAGGGUUUAAGUAGCUCUAUCUUCACUCAGAAACCUGAAGCUAUCUUCAGAUGGAUUGGACCUUCAGGGAGUGACUGUGGCAUUGUGAACGUAAACAUACCGACAAAUGGUGCUGAAAUUGGCGGUGCUUUUGGGGGUGAAAAGGCAACUGGAGGUGGAAGGGAAGCAGGAAGUGACUCUUGGAAACAAUACAUGAGACGUGCAACAUGUACGAUUAAUUAUGGGAGCGAAUUACCGCUUGCACAGGGAAUCAACUUCGGCUAGAUCACAUCCAUCUGAGCCUGCAGGGAAAUGAAGGUGCUUUGCUUAGAGCAUAAUGCAGCUUGGGAAAAUCUAUGUUUAUGUUGAUAGAAUUGUACAUCAAAUCAUCAUUCAACUCUAUUUCCCCAUGUUAAUUAGCGAAAUAAAGAAAUUCUUCAUCUGGCU